Messenger RNA from Brienomyrus brachyistius, 1838 nucleotides. RefSeq names its product heterogeneous nuclear ribonucleoprotein A/Ba (gene hnrnpaba). Gene Ontology annotation, cellular component: nucleoplasm. The transcript is spliced from 9 exons. Bases 134 to 1156 code for a protein of 340 amino acids. NCBI's taxonomy places the organism in Eukaryota, Metazoa, Chordata, Actinopteri, Osteoglossiformes, Mormyridae. The record is from RefSeq and is a predicted model, not a curated record. Gene Ontology annotation, biological process: regulation of gene expression. Gene Ontology annotation, molecular function: RNA binding.
AUCCGGACUUCCUUUACUGAACGGGCUCUUUAUCUAGCGCUAUAUAGCUUGCCACGAGUUGGCGUUGAAAGAGAGAAUCCAUCUUGUAGCGUACUCUCGAUUGUUUCAGCAAUAAGAGGAUCCGCCGGCAACCAUGUCUGAUAGCGAGCAGCAGUUCAUGGAGACGUCCGAAAACGGCCACGAAGGCGAAGAGGACCUGAACGGGGCCGAGGCUGCGGAGCAGGCGGAAGCUGCGCUCGAGGCUGAAAACGUAGCCGAGGGCGACGAAGCAGCGGACGACUCGCAAAACGGCGCGGUGGAAGGCGGGCAGAUCAAUGCCAGCAAGGGCGAGGAGGAUGCAGGGAAAAUGUUUGUUGGUGGUCUCAGCUGGGACACCAGCAAAAAAGACCUCAAAGAUUACUUCUCCAAAUUUGGGGAAGUGACUGACUGCACCAUAAAGAUGGACCCCAACACGGGAAGAUCAAGGGGGUUUGGGUUUAUCCUCUUCAAAGACGCUGCUAGCGUGGAGAAGGUACUUGAACAGAAAGAGCACCGAUUAGACGGGCGACAGAUCGACCCAAAAAAGGCCAUGGCUAUGAAAAAGGAGCCAGUGAAAAAGAUCUUUGUUGGUGGUCUGAAUCCAGAAACCACUGAAGAAAAGAUCCGGGAAUAUUUUGGGACAUUUGGGGAGAUUGAAGCUAUUGAGCUUCCAAUGGACCCAAAGUCCAAUAAAAGGAGGGGCUUUGUGUUCAUCACAUUUAAGGAAGAAUCUCCUGUUAAAAAAGUCCUUGAGAAGAAAUACCAUAACGUUAGUGGAAGCAAGGUAACGAACGGAAAGGAAGACCUUUGCGAAAUUAAAAUCGCCCAGCCCAAGGAGGUAUAUCAGCAGCAGCAGUUUGGUGGCCGUGGCGGGUAUGGACGGGGCAGGGGCCGCGGAGGCGGCCAGAAUCAGAACUGGAACCAGGGAUACAACAACUACUGGAAUCAGGGCUAUGGAAACCAGGGCUAUGGCUAUGGUGGUCAACAGGGGUAUGGUGGUUACGGAGGUUAUGGGAACUAUGACUACUCGGCUGGUUACUAUGGCUACAGCGGAGGCUAUGACUACAACCAGGGCAAUACGAGCUAUGGGAAGACUCCAAGACGCGGGGGACACCAGAGUAACUACAAGCCAUACUGAUCAUCCAUAGCAGAGGACUAAAGUAAUUAUGACCGAGAGCCCACGGUCUGGCCACAGCGAGCGUGGGGUCUGACUAUCGGAGUUGGCAGGAUUUAGAAUCAUGCUUCAUUUGUACAGAACAAGUGAGGAAUUGGGGAAGCAAUUGUCACUUUUCCACUUUUUAUUUUAUAUUGUUUUGUGUCCAUAUGCAUUUCCAGCAAUGGAAGUGGUAUUUUUACUGUACUUUUUGGUACCUUUUUUGAAUCUAAUGUAUUGUAUGGUUGUAUUUUACAUGUCUACUGGAUUUACCACAAGUUCAGAGCUAUUGGAGCUUUUGAAAUAAACAACUUUGAGUAAUUUUUCAGUGUUUCUAGACUUAGUUUUUUUUUCCUAGUGCUGAGUGUCAAUGCAAGUUGCAUGGCAGAGCUGGGGAUGGGUAAGAUUUAAAGGGAUUAAACGCAGAGUUCAUUGUAAGCUUGUCUAGUGAAUGUCAGCAGUUGGCUAAUAAGGACAACCAGCAUUUUUGGCUUUUAAGGAAUUUUAAUUUUUUUCUUUCUUUCCCUUGUCUUCAAAUAAAGUGGCUUCAAUAGUACUGCUCUAAGCAUAAGCCUGUACAUGUAAGAGGGCACCCCCUCUCUCACUGGAAACUCAUUCCUCUAGUGUCUUGGGCAAAUUGUUAGAAAUAAACUUUUGGUUUAUAUUA